This is a messenger RNA of Sparassis crispa, 966 nucleotides long. Its product is annotated as 4,5-DOPA dioxygenase extradiol-like protein. NCBI's taxonomy places the organism in Eukaryota, Fungi, Basidiomycota, Agaricomycetes, Polyporales, Sparassidaceae. The record is from RefSeq and is a predicted model, not a curated record. Gene Ontology annotation, molecular function: oxidoreductase activity, acting on single donors with incorporation of molecular oxygen; zinc ion binding; ferrous iron binding. The transcript has 5 exons. Bases 1 to 966 code for a protein of 321 amino acids.
AUGUCUUCUACUGACAGCACCCAGCCCGCAUUUCCGAGAUCGCGGACAGAAUGGCGCAAAGCGCUAGAUGAAUUACCGUCUACUCCGGACAAUAUCCCGUCCUUUUUCUUUGGACACGGCUCUCCGUUUCUUGUAUUCCCCGAGUCCGAUGUUCAAGGUGAUUCACCUGUUUCGAGACAAAUGGGUCCGAAGGGUCCUCUUGCUACCUUUCUGCGAGACUUUGGACCGGCGUUGCUCGCCAAAUAUAAACCUAAAGGUAUCGCGGUUUUCAGCGCUCAUUGGGAGACUGUAGGAGAGCGCGUCGUGACUGAUUACGGGGAUCUGAAUCCCGUUUUAAUGGAUUACUACGGCUUCCAGCCUGCGCUGUAUCAGCUUCAAUUCAGAUCUCGAGGGGAUUCGGCGCUCUCCAAGCGCAUUGUAGAACUUUAUAAAGAGGCUGGUCAUCUUGCUCGUACGACGACUAAGCUAGAAGCACGCGGAGAGGAUGGUAGGGGCUUCUCAGGUCCCGGCUUGGAUCAUGGAGUAUUCGUCCCAUUCAAAUUGAUGUUCGGCGAAGUGUUCAUGGACGUGCCCGUUGUUCAAAUAUCUAUUGAUGGGAGUUUAAGUCCUGAGAAAAAUUGGGCAAUCGGCACGGUUGUGGAGCAGUUACGACAUGAAGGCAUCUUGGUAUUGUCGGGCGGUCUAUUGGUGCACAACUUGCGUAACAUGGGUUCAUUCGCUGAAGAAUCUGCGUCAACUGCUGUGAAACAAUUCGACCACGCGAUCUUGGAUGCAGUCACUAUCGUGGACCCUGGUCUCAGGCAUAAAGAAAUGAUUAACCUGACACAACACCCCGGAUUCCGUGCUGCACAUCCUCGUGCAGAGCAUUUCAUUCCGCUGUAUGUAGCUGCAGGUGCUGGAGGGGAAGGUAAAGUCAAGGUCGUUUCCGCGAUCUACGGAUCCUCUACAUUUGCUUUCGGUCUGUAG